UAUAAUAUUACGAUCUGUUACGACGUUUUUGAAUUUAUUAGUGCAGAAGUGUAAAAUGUCAGAAGAAGACAGGAAUAGAGGGAUGUUUAAGACAGCAGGAGAACCAGAAGAAGAAGAUGCAAAUAGCAAAGUCACAAAAGGCCUAUAUGUCGACUCUCCUGUAGGUGACAUCGUGACCAGCUUCGAGCCAUUGAUGAAUGGGGGCAGUGGAAAGGGAAACAAGGGUUUUAACCCAGGCAUAACAAAUCAACAGAAUACUAGGCUGAAAGAGACUGGGACUGCGAAAAAUAUUUCGUAUUCAGAAGAAGAAACAAUUUCAAACAUUUCAGAACAAGAUCAUAAAGACAUUGAAAAAAAUCACAAUGAAUUAGGUUUUGAACAAAACAAAUUUGGAUUGGUGGAAAGAAAUAAAAUAAAUUUCAAUAAAGUUCUGUUUUGUGAGGAGGAUAUGGAAUCAUUAUUAUGUUUCAGUUCUAAAAAUUCAGUCUCGGAUCAACACCAAGAUUUAUUCAGGAUUUCAAUUUCGGAUAGAUUUUUUUCACUCAAAUCAGUCACUUCUGUGUCUGUGGUACCUACUAAAUACUAUGGCAUAGGGGUGGAUAUGCGAAGCAGUACUAAUACGAAUAAACAUUGUGUAAAACAUAGGUUUUUUUUACUCCCUCUAAAUGAACAAUAUUUCAAAGUCCUUAUAAAAUUAAUUGGUUUACGAUUUUGGACUAAAGUUAUACCAAGUUGUGGAGUAUUUUAUAUAAUUGAUUCAAGAACUAUUGAACAAAACUGGAAUAUUUGGGGGGUAUUUAAGCAGAAAGGACUGCUGUUAAAAUGGGCAAUCUUUGCGUAUUAUAAUGAUGAAAAUUCAGAUAUGUCUGAAAAGGUAGACAGCCCUGACUUUUCUGGACUGGAUUUACUAAAAUUUAAUGGAGAGAAUUGUGAAUUUAAUAAUGUGAAGAAUAUUGUAAAUAUGAGAGGGAAAAGUGAGAACAAUGAGCAAUCGAUUUAUGAAGAAAAGUCAUUUGUAUCAAAUGAAACUGAAAAUAAUGAAAAAAUUUCAAAAUCUUAUUGUAAAAAUUUUGCUGCUACAAAGGAACAACAGAGAUGUGGCAUUCCCAAAAAGUCAAAGAAGGUCGCAGGAAGACAGAGACUAACCAGGAUAUCAAAGCACGCAAAGAAGUCACGUAAAAGUCGUAUUAGGUUGGUGAGAAAGUAUUUGCAAAGCUGUACACAAAAUGACAGUGUCCUCGGCACUGUUGUGUAUAAUUAUACGGACAUACCGGAAACGGACAAUUUUAUGUUUCCUACGAAUAACCAAGAUUCAAACAGAAGAAGUAGACAAGAACAUGGGCAACCGCAACGAUCAUCAGCGCAACAACAUAGCACACUGGAAUCUGAUACUCCGGGAAGGGUGUCAGAUGAUGUCAGAGAUCCACCGGGACAACAGAGUAUAUAUAUCCCCCCUGGAGACAACAGACUUGAACAAUAUCGAUUAUCAACAUUUGAGCAUUAUCCAAUUUCUUCUCCAACUACGAGAAAAUCUCUGGCAAAAGCAGGAUUUUACUUCACCGGAUUUUUCGAUCGGGUGAAAUGUUUUGCUUGUGCACGAACAGUGGAAAGAUGGAAUAAUACAGACAUUCCUUCUGAUGUGAGAUGGCAUAAGGAAAGUUGUCCAUUCCCAAGAGGAGAAGAUUGUGGAAAUGUUCCCAUCAGAAGUUUAUUCGGUGGAAUCAAUAUUGGUGGUGCUUCAGCACAAUGGAAUAGCAGACAAAACGAACAAGUCUUGGAGCAGCGGGAUCCUAUCACAGGAGCAAUCACAAGAGUUGUGAGAUUUCCAGCUGAUUUGCCAGAAAGAGUGAGACAAACAGGCGGUAGCUUUCGGAUUGGGCCGAACAACACGGUCCAUAUUCAAAAUGGUCCUGGAACAACUCGAGGACGGCUACCCGGUGUUCAACAAGCGCCUAUGCCGCCCAAUCAAUGGAGAAUGGCAAAUGUUAUUUCAUCUGAUCACAGAAGAUUUUUAACUAAUUUACACUUAAACAGAGAACUCGACAGCACUGAUGGAAAACGAAACAUAUGGAAUUCUAUGGAAACACUAAAAGGCUGCAACGUUGAUAAAACGAUCAUCUAUGAUAGAUUGAAAAUACAAGAAAAAGGAAAUGAAAAAAAAGAUAUGGUCCCUCCCCCUCUGAACCCAAAUAAUGGUUCUGUAGCCCAGCCCAACAUUGCCCCUGCACCAGGCAUCCGUGGUUAUCUGGAAAGGUACGAGACAUACUUUGAUAUACCAAUCUACAAGAGAUGUCCUUCUCUACAUUUGGAGCAAUUGGCCAGGAUUGGUUUCAAAUUCAUUAAACCAGACCCCGGGCAGGCAGGACGCAUUAUAUGCACAGAUUGUGGAAAACUACAUUCAUUCACAGACAUUAUACGCAGAUCUCCAAAAAACUUCGUUUGGCAUGAAAAUGGUUGCUCGUUCGAGAACAAACGUUUUCCUUGUGAUCAUUGUGAGAACUUAAACGUGCACGAACAAGAUUGGGAAUGGUGCAACAAGUGUGGACAAGAUAUCCUACCGGUCAAAGCUUUCUCAGAAUUGGAGCAACAUCUUCAAAUGAUCCCUGAGCAGCAAGCGCAACAAAACCACGCCUUCAUAUCUUGCUUGGUUUGCAACCAGGAUGUUGAUUCACGACAGAAUGUAGAUACCUGCACUGUAUGCGGCGGUCCUUUAUGCAUCUGCUACGGUUACCACAACCAUUAGGAAGGAUAUGCC
Messenger RNA from Styela clava, 2755 nucleotides. NCBI's taxonomy places the organism in Eukaryota, Metazoa, Chordata, Ascidiacea, Stolidobranchia, Styelidae. The record is from RefSeq and is a predicted model, not a curated record.